Messenger RNA from Cajanus cajan (pigeon pea), 1466 nucleotides. RefSeq names its product F-box/kelch-repeat protein At3g06240. NCBI's taxonomy places the organism in Eukaryota, Viridiplantae, Streptophyta, Magnoliopsida, Fabales, Fabaceae. The record is from RefSeq and is a predicted model, not a curated record. Gene Ontology annotation, molecular function: protein binding.
UAAACCUAAACCUAAACCUAAACGUAAACCUAAACCUCGUGUCUCUUGUGGCUAUCGCAGAGGAAAAAGGAGAAGGAUGGAGGAGAUGCUUCUGCCGUGGGAAUUGAUAAUUGAAAUCCUGUUGAGGUUGCCGGUGAAGUCUCUUAUCCAUUUCAAAACAGUGUGUAAGUCAUGGCUUACUCUCAUCUCUGAUCCCCACUUUGCAAGCUCACAUUUUGAACUGGCUGCUGCAUGCACAGAGAGACUUGUCUUCGUAUCGCUAGCCUUAUCGUUACCUUCUGUUCCAGAAUUCCGAACCAUAGACUUCAAUGCACAUCUUUUGGAUGAUUCUGCUUCUCCUACAUUUAAAAACAUGUUUUAUCGUCCCAGACCCUAUGAUGAUAUUGAAUUCCUAGGUUCCUGCAGAGGGUUUUUGCUUUUGGAGUUGAAUGGUAUUUUCUGCGUGUGGAAUCCAUCUACAGGGGCCUACAAAUUUGUACAUCCGUCACCUGUUGUUACGGGUCGUCGCAAGUUUUUUGCAUUUCGUGGUUUUGGAUAUGACCCAUCAACAGAUGACUAUUUGGUGGUUCAGGUGUACCACAACAAACUCUCGGGUGAUUAUGCAACCCUCGUGGACUACUUUUCGAUCAAAACUAAUUCAUGGAAAGAAAUUGGUGCUACCCCUUUGAAUUAUAGGCAAUGCUUUUCUUAUAGGAAUAGUACAGCCGGGUGCUUCUUGAAUGGUGCUAUUCAUUGGUUGGCUGUUUGUUAUGAUGCAUCAAUCCAUGUUAUUGCAGCCUUUGAUUUGACGGAAAGGAGUUUGUCACAUAUACCUCUGCCUCUUAAUUUUGAGCACCACGACUUUAAUCCAAGUUUUUUGAGGAUACUUGGAGGAUCCCUCAACCUGUGCUCUCUGGGAAGAGACUCAUUGGAAAUAUGGAUGAUGAAAGAAUACAAAGUGAAGUCAUCGUGGACUAAGACUGUUGUUAUGCCUAUCGAUGCCCUUCCAACUGGGUUGUUUUUUCCAAUAUGCUAUACAAAAAGUGGUGAUAUUGUUGGAACAAAUGCCGGAGCUAGAUUGACAAAAUGUGAUGUCAAUGGAGUACUGCUAGAGCAUCGAUUCUAUCGUACUGGUUCAUCUGGAUCCAAGGUGGCUGUGUAUAAAGAGUCUCUACUUUCACUCCCUUGUGAUACCAAGCAAGCUGGAGAAGAUGAUUAACAACAAGGAACAAAAAUUAGGUCAAAUUAAACCGGGUGGUGAUCUGCAUAGUGAACACAAGCGAUUAAUUCAAAAGCAUGCUACUUCCCCCUCAUGUUCUGGACGUGGCAUAUAGAAGACGCUAGAGGAUGGUAUUGCAAAUAUUCUGGUCUAAGAAAUUGUGGGUCUAAAUAUGAAGAUUGUGUUAAGUGAUAGAUAGAUAGAUGGAUUUUUUCCAACUUGUCUCACCACCUAAAUUAAAAAGGACGAGUAACGCAACAUUUUUUAA